Salpingoeca rosetta is the source of this 1974-nucleotide messenger RNA. RefSeq lists its product as uncharacterized. The record is from RefSeq and is a predicted model, not a curated record. Lineage: Eukaryota; Choanoflagellata; Craspedida; Salpingoecidae. Gene Ontology annotation, molecular function: extracellular matrix structural constituent. The coding region runs from base 1 to 1974 and encodes 657 amino acids. The transcript is spliced from 19 exons.
AUGAGCUACAACACGCCGUUUACGGACCCAAUUUACGGAGGUGCCCCGUUUGCAUACGACAUCUCCGACAGCCAGCUGACCGCGCUCAUCGAGCAUUCAACUUCGGCCAAGCAACAAGUCACGUUUUACUGCAAGGGAGUUCUCAUCUGGAACCACCAAAAUGCCUACGCGGAGACACAUGCGGCCAAGUUUCGAAGCUUUGUCAGCAAUGACAAUGUGUGGCAGGGUCCUCCUGGCGCAGACGGCGCCGUACCAAACGUCUUGUCCGAUGGGUGUGAAGGCAAUGCCAACGCGGUGACUGAGACGACCGUGUUUGAGCUCAUCACCGACUCCCCCGAUUAUCUGCCUGUUGUGGACAUUCGAAUCAAUGACGACGGCAACGAUGGCGAAGAAUGGGGCGUGGAGUACGGCGCUGUGUCAUUCCAGUUUGCUCUUCGUGAUGGCACCACCAAGCCGCGUGCUGGCAAAUCCUGCAGCCACAUCCUACGCGACUUUCCAGCGUCGCCCUCUGGCACUUACUUCAUCGAUCCCAACGGACAGCGAAAUGAUGACGCGUUUCAGGUGUUUUGCGACAUGGCAAACGGUGGCUGGACCCAGAUAAACCCUGGCGGCUCUGUUCCUGCUGGAGACCACUAUGACGGAAGUGACACGCGCAUUUGGUUGUCCGCACUCGGCAUUUCCAUGCCUUGGAGCAUCAGCGACUCCCAACUGACAGCCUUGCAGAGCAUUUCAUCCCACGCAUCGCAGAGGCUGUUCUUCCUGUGCAAAGGUGUAAUCGCUUGGCGCUACGAUUCCAUCUCGACCGCCCUGAAGCUGUCUGGUGCAGCCAUUUGGUUCCGAUCAACAGCAGACUCCACCGGAAUUGUUUGGACACCAGAAGACGUUCCUGGGGCUAGUACCUACAACCCGUCCCCCGUCGUGUUCUCCGACGCCUGUUCCAUGAACGAUGGCACCUGGAGGCAGACAGAAUUCAUUUUUGCAACAAGCAACGCCCGUGCACUUCCUAUCCGGGACCUGGCUGCAGAGGACCAUGGCAACGACGGCGAGGAGUAUGGUGCCAAUCCGGAGCCCGUCAUGUUCCGCACAGACUUUACGGUCACGAAAUUGGGGAGUACUCCGCUGAAUCCAGGCCGCACCUGCGCAGACAUCCUUUUCGCAAGUGGCGGAUCUGCCCCUGAUGGGUGGUAUUGGCUCGAUCCAAACGGCGGCAGCCCAGCAAACGCAGUGUUUCUGGAAUGCGACAUGCUGAAUGGUGGGUGGACUGGCGUCCGACCCAAGCAGAGGACAAUCCCAAUCAAACAGUGGCUCGGAACUUCAGGCGAUUCCCCAACUUGGUUUUCCGACACCUCAAGCGGCUUCAGGAUGCCUUACAACAUUGAUUCAUCCCAACUGGGUGCCCUCCAAUCGUUGUCAAUUGAAGGAAAGCAAUCCAUCCUCUUCCUUUGCAACGGCGUGCUGGCGUGGCAUUCUGGCUCAUCCUUGGACGGCACAAAUGCACUGCAGUUCCGUGGUGGCGUCACCAGCGACACAACAUGGCUCUACAACAGCGCGGAAACGAGUCGUCCUCAGGUGAACUACGAGCUUGAUGGAUGCCGUCACAACGACAGGCUCGCGAGCACCCCCUUUGAGUUCCACACAACCCUGACCAAAGCCCUCCCAAUCAACGACAUGCGAGUCCGCGAUGCUGGCAACUCUGGCGAAGUCUUUGGCGCUGAGAUGGGCGCGGCCAUCGCCAUCGGUAACGACCACGUCACCAAGCCGCGCACGAAGCACAUCCGGGUACGCCACCACUUCGUGCGGGAGCUCAUCGCUGACGGAACCAUUGUGCUGCAGCACUGUCCCGGCACGCAGAUGGUUGCCGACGCGCUGACCAAGGCACUGGACAAGCAGACCUUCGAGCAGCACCUGCCACGACUGGUGGGAACCUCGACGGCUGAGACGGAGCAGAGGAAGGCAGUUGAGGGGGAGUGUUGA